AUGGGAAGCGUCGAGGCACCAACAUGGCUCGAGAAGCUUGAAGAACAGCUCAACAUUGAUGUCGACUGGAUGGACCCCGACUACGUCAAGUCCAUGCCUGUCAAGCCCCAUGACCAGACGAGCAAUCAGCUCUGGGUCGAUAUCCAGCUCGGCCAUCCUUCCAACGCCGACCUUCUUGCUGAGACGGCUAAAGAGCUCAAGGACCAAGGAUGGCUAGCUAUCUACACUCGCAUGGCCGUCCUCAUGUGCAAGAAGAACAUCGACUCCAUUCACGGCCGGGUCCUCCUCCAAACCCUCCCCUCCAAGGCCUAUGAUACACAGGCCACCCUCGACCACGCUCAUCUGUACGACCGGGAAUUCACCCGUGCGGGCAUUACCCGUGACAGGUACUGCAUCAAGAUUCCCUCCACGGGAGCCGCCCUCAAUGCCGCCAAGGUUCUGAGUUCCGAGGGUAUCCCAACUUUGGGUACGGCGCUGUUCGGCCUUCCCCAGGCCAUUGCCUGCAGUCAAGCCGGCAUGCUUUAUAUCAGUCCUUACUUCAAUGAGACCCGCGCACACGAUGAUCUAUCCCUCUGGCCCGACGUCGCCGACCCCGCAACCCAGCACCCCAUGAGCGCCCGCGUAUUCCAUAUCCUCGAGACAUACCGCCGGCUGUACAAGGAGACUGGACGGGAGCAGCCUUUCCUCAAGAAUGCCAGCUUCAUCUCCCCGCAGGAGUGCAUGGCGGCCGGCGAGUUGGGCUGCCACUCUGCCACCAUCUCGCACACGGUUCUGAACCAGCUCGCCCAGCUCAAGUAUGAUGCUUCCAAGCAGCCCGGCGAGGGCAGCCCCAAACCUAGCCACGUGUACAAGAAUCCUGCGCCUGUUCCCCAGAGGCUUAGGAAGCUGGCUACCAUCGACCCACUCGCCCCACCCAACUGGGAUGGCAAACUGGCUAGCACGGACAUUGAUUACCUCGCCAACGGGGGCGCUGAGCUCACAAAGGCUAUCGAGGCAGACCCUACAUCUAAGGAGAGGCUGGCUAUUGCGCUCGAACUCUUCACCGGUGGAGAGAAUCGCAGCAAGGACAAGGUCGAGGCUGCGUUGAAGGCUCUCGGGUAG
This is a messenger RNA of Geosmithia morbida, 1101 nucleotides long. RefSeq names its product transaldolase. Lineage: Eukaryota; Fungi; Ascomycota; Sordariomycetes; Hypocreales; Bionectriaceae. Bases 1 to 1101 code for a protein of 366 amino acids. The record is from RefSeq and is a predicted model, not a curated record. Gene Ontology annotation, molecular function: transaldolase activity. Gene Ontology annotation, biological process: carbohydrate metabolic process; pentose-phosphate shunt, non-oxidative branch. The transcript is spliced from 4 exons. Gene Ontology annotation, cellular component: intracellular anatomical structure.